AUGUUGGGGAUGUUGAUGUUGAUGUUGAUGUUGGAGAUGUUGGGGGUAUUGGGGAUGUUGAUGUUGGAGAUGUUGGAGACGUUGAUGUUGGAGAUGUUGAUGUUGGAUUUGGAGAGUAUUGGAGACGUUGGAAAUAUUGAGGAUAUUGGAGAUGUUGGGGAUAGUGGAGGAAAUGUUGAAGAUAUUGGAGAUGUUGGGGAUGUCGAUGUUGCACAGCUUCCCUCUGAUCCUGGAUUGAGAGUUCCAAUACAGAAUUAUGAUGUUAAUAUUCGAGAUCAUCCCACUUGGUUGGAAUACAGUAUAGCAAAGGAUGCAAUAUUUUGCUUUUAUUUUUAUCUUUUCAGUUUGAAUGGUGGUUCAUUUGUUAAAGGCGUAUUCUCAAAUUGGAAAAAGAAAGAAUAUAUAAGAAAACUCGUUGGGGCUUCAAGUAGUGCACACAAUCAAGCUCGGGUCGAAUAUGAAUUGUUCAAAAAUCAAGAACAAAGUACUCGAUCUUGUCUCGUUAAACAAUCGUAUCAAGCUCGAACAAAUUAUCGAAUCCGAUUAAAUGCUUCAAUUGAUUGUGUUCGAUUUCUUCUACAACAAAGGAUGACAUUUCGUGGAUAUGAUGAAUCUGAAGAUUCAAACAAUCAAGGAAACUUUCUUGAACUAUUGCAUUGGUUGUGUGAUCAUAAUCCUGAGAUUAAGGCUGUUACUUUGACAAAUGCACCUGAGAAUUUGAAAUUGACAUCACCAAGAGUGCAAAAAAAUAUUGUAAGUGCUAUUGCUUCUGAAUGUCUACAUGUGAUUAUCGAAAAUGUUCAUGAUAGUUUCUUCUUAAUUUUAGUUGAUGAAUCUCGAGACAUUUCUGUGAAAGGGCAAAUGUCAGUUGUCAUUCGUUUUGUGAAGAAUGGGUGUAUAUUGGAACAUUUUAUUGGUGUCAUUCAUGUUUUGACUACCACAGCUGCCUCACUUAAGGCUGCAAUUGAUCAAUUAUUCUCAACGCAAAGUUUAAGCAUAUCUAAUUGGAGAGGUCGGGAUAUGAUGGAGUUAGUAACAUGCGAGAAACAUCCGAAGAUUGAAACUUUCUUCACUACAGUACAUAGAUUGGUGAAUAUUGUUGGAGGAUCAGCUGAACGGAGUGAUCUUAUUCGAGAGAACCAAAGAUUGAAAAUUCUUGAAUCACUCAGUGUUGGUGAAAUAUCAAGCGGACGGGUCGACGUCAUUGAGAUGAUUGCUACUGAUACUACAAGUACCGGAACAAGAGGUGAUGCAUGUAUUUUAUUGGAGUUGAUGUUAAGAUUUGAAUUUGCAUUUAAUCUACAUCUCAUGAAAAGGAUUUUAGGGAUUUCAAACGAAUUGUCAAGAGCAUUACAAAGAAAAGAUCAAGAUAUUGCAAUGCUAUGA
Molecule: messenger RNA, 1386 nt
Organism: Olea europaea var. sylvestris
Lineage: Eukaryota; Viridiplantae; Streptophyta; Magnoliopsida; Lamiales; Oleaceae
Product: zinc finger MYM-type protein 1-like
Exons: 4
Coding region: 1-1386 (461 amino acids)
Source: RefSeq, a predicted model, not a curated record